AUGGUCAGCGACCUCGACCGCCAAAUAGAACAGCUCAAGCGAUGCCAGCCUCUGUCCGAGUCCCAGGUCAAGGAGCUCUGCCUCAAGGCGAGAGAGAUUCUCAUCGAGGAGGGCAACGUCCAGCACGUCGAUGCGCCCGUCACCAUCUGCGGUGACAUACAUGGCCAGUUCUUUGACCUCAUGGAGCUCUUCAAACACGGCGGGAUGUGUCCAGAGACAAACUACCUCUUUAUGGGCGACUUUGUCGAUCGCGGCUUCUACUCGGUCGAGACCUUCCUGCUGCUGCUUGCCCUCAAGGUGCGCUACCCGGAUCGAAUCACGCUGAUCCGCGGCAAUCACGAGUCGCGGCAGAUCACCCAGGUCUAUGGCUUCUACGACGAGUGCGCGAGAAAGUACGGCAGCGUCAACGUGUGGCGCUACUGCUGCGAGGUGUUCGACUACCUUGCCCUGGGCGCCGUCGUCGAUGGCCGAGUCUUUUGCGUCCACGGAGGGCUCAGCCCCAACAUCGAGUCGCUCGAUGAGAUCAGGGCCAUCGACAGGAAGCAAGAGGUGCCUCACGACGGCGCCAUGUGCGAUCUGCUCUGGUCCGAUCCGGAUGACAUCACCGGAUGGGGUAUGUCGCCCAGAGGAGCCGGCUACCUGUUUGGAAGCGAUGUGGUGGCCAAGUUUGCGCACACCAACGACCUCGACCUGGUCGCCCGGGCGCACCAGCUCGUCCUGGAAGGCUACAAGCUGAUGUUCGACCAGACGAUUGUGACGGUCUGGUCGGCGCCCAACUACUGUUACCGCUGCGGCAACGUCGCCUCCAUCCUCAAGCUCGACGAUGCGCUCAACCAAAAGUACGAGACCUUUGAUGCCGCUGCACAGGAAGCGCACGGCGUCCCGGCAAAACGACCGGCUCCAGAGUACUUCUUGUAG
Molecule: messenger RNA, 918 nt
Organism: Pseudozyma flocculosa PF-1
Lineage: Eukaryota; Fungi; Basidiomycota; Ustilaginomycetes; Ustilaginales; Ustilaginaceae
Exons: 4
Coding region: 1-918 (305 amino acids)
Biological process (GO): peptidyl-serine dephosphorylation; double-strand break repair via homologous recombination
Cellular component (GO): cytoplasm; nucleus
Molecular function (GO): protein serine/threonine phosphatase activity
Source: RefSeq, a predicted model, not a curated record